Messenger RNA from Lineus longissimus, 838 nucleotides. RefSeq lists its product as uncharacterized. The record is from RefSeq and is a predicted model, not a curated record. The coding region runs from base 31 to 615 and encodes 194 amino acids. The transcript has 5 exons. Lineage: Eukaryota; Metazoa; Nemertea; Pilidiophora; Heteronemertea; Lineidae.
AAUGUAUAAAAACAAAAAUUGAGUUAUGAAAUGAUAAAUAGGAGAAGGUCUCUCACUGCUAAAGCUUCGUUUAAAACAAGAUCUUUGCGAGCACGUUGUACUGAAAGACUAGACUGCUGUGUCAUCAUGGUAUCUGCCUCUGUUUUGUCGUUGUGUGUUGUUCUUUUGAUUGUUGCCGGCAGUUAUGCAGGACCACUGCAUGCAUCUUGCAAAGUGAAGUGGACAUUCAACCAGGCCUGUGAGGAUGUUCAGAAAACUGUUGUUUCACAGAUCAAUAAGAUGCAGGGGCCUGAUGGCUGCGAAGGUGGUGGGGAGAAAUGUCGUUACAAGUUGGUGAGCAAUGAAGGAAAUGUAGUGAAGGCCACACACACAACCCCUGUGAAGGAAUAUGUUGAUGAUCUGAGUUUCACUUUCGCCGGACAAGAUAAGACAUGCAGUUGUGAUGGUUACUCUACAUCAGAGACUUGGUAUGCUGUCCUCGAUUAUGGCACGAACUACUGCAAUCUUAAUAACCUCAUUACAGGUGCUGGUCUUAACAAAACAGCUGGAUACAAGGAGGAAACGUCUGAUUCCAUCUGCACACAAUACUCGUCCCACGAUUGUGACAAAUACUAGAGACCGCACUGCCAGCUGAUGUUUAUUUGCCACUUUUCUCAAGCAGACGUUUGAGACUUCUGAUUAGGUAUUGGCAAAUUGGCCAACUCUGGGAGGGGGGGGGGGGGCAUGUAGAUUACAGGUCUUCUCUGUACCCAAUAUCUGAGCGGAACUCCCAUGUUUUGGCUUGAGCUCAGUGGGAAAUGGAAAGAAGCUAUGCAAUAAAACAGUAAAAUAUGGUGCA